Messenger RNA from Archocentrus centrarchus (flier cichlid), 1909 nucleotides. Its product is annotated as bile salt-activated lipase-like. NCBI's taxonomy places the organism in Eukaryota, Metazoa, Chordata, Actinopteri, Cichliformes, Cichlidae. The transcript has 12 exons. Bases 60 to 1730 code for a protein of 556 amino acids. The record is from RefSeq and is a predicted model, not a curated record.
GUUUAAAAAGUAGCAGGAGCUGCAGUCGGCUGACACUCAGGUGCGCGUGCAGACAGGUGAUGCUUCUGUUAGUGAUUCUGCUCGGAGUCGGGCUCAACUCAGCCACAGCUGCAAAGCUGGGUGUGGUGGAGACGGAGGGUGGCCUGGUGGAGGGACAGAGUUACAGGAUGAGUCUCUUCAGGACUGUUGAUGUCUUUAAAGGCAUCCCCUUCGCUGACGUCCCUGGAAAGUGGGAGAAACCAAAACCUCAUCCUGGCUGGAGCGGAAUUCUGAAGGCUACAAAGUAUCGCGAUCGCUGCCUGCAGGUGACGCUGCUGCAAACAAAAACCCAGGGCAGCGAGGACUGUCUCUACCUGAACAUCUUUGUUCCACAGGGAAGUUCAUUGUCCACCAACCUGCCCGUGAUGGUGUAUCUGUUCGGCGGAGCCUUCCUGCUGGGGGCAUCCAAUGAUCUGGCGAUCCUCGGAGACUCUCUUUAUGACGGGAAAGAGAUGGCCGACAGGGGCAAGGUCAUUAUUGUGACAGUUAACUACAGAGUUGGUACCCUGGGUUUCCUCAGCACCGGAGACUCCCGACUGCCAGGUAACUAUGGUCUUUGGGACCAGCACGCUGCCAUCUCCUGGGUACGCAGGAACAUCGCAGCAUUCGGAGGAAACCCCGACAACAUGACCAUCUUUGGCCAAUCGGCAGGAGCCGCCAGCGUCAGCUUCCAGAUGCUGUCUCCCUACAGUAAAGGGUUAUUCCGCAGAGCGAUCACACAGUGCGGGGUGGCGCUCAGUCCCUGGGCUCUGCAGAGGAACCCCAUGGCUCUCACCAAGAAGAUCGCUCGGAAGGUCGGCUGCUGGCGAAGCAACGAGGACGAGAUGAUAAUGUGUCUGAAGAUGAGCGACCCGGCUGGUCUGACCAUGGCGGGAAAAAUUGAUGUGCUGCUAAUUUUGGGCAAAGGCACGGUCAUGGAUCUUCUCGAACUUGCUCCAGUGGUGGACGGUGAUUUCAUCCCGGACGAUCCCAGUCGCCUGUUUCACAAUGCGGCGCAGUUCGAUUACAUGGCCGGGGUCAACAGCAUGGACGGACACAUUUUCGCCGGAGUUGAUGUUCCUUCCAUCAAUAGUGAAAAGCACGUCACAACUGUAGAGCAGGUGAAGGGUCUAUUGGCCGGUUUGACCAAAGAAAAGGGCAAUGCUGCCAUCGACUCAGCAUUCAGCGUUUACUCGUCUAACUGGGGUUCGGCUCCGGAGCAGGCACUGGUAAAGAAGACUGUGGCCGACAUUGAGACCGACUUCCUGUUCCUGGUCCCAACUCAGAUCGCUCUCCAGCUGCACGCCAACAACUCCAGUGGAGCCAAUACCUACUCCUACCUGUUCAACAUGAAGACGCGGAUCUUUGUCUUUCCCAAAUGGGUGGAGGCGGAGCACGCCGAGGACCUGCAGUACCUGUUUGGUAAACCAUUCUCCACCCCGCUUGUCUACUUCCCCCGACACAGAGACCUGUCUGGGUACAUGAUCGCGUACUGGACCAACUUCGCCAGGACUGGAGAUCCCAACAGAGGCGAGAGUAGAGUCCCAGUUCCCUGGCCCACCUUCACUAAAUACCGUCGACCCUACGUGACCAUCAACCACAAGAUGUCCAAGUCCUCCGUCAGCUACGACCUGAGAUCUUACUACGUUGACUACUGGACCGAAACCUACAGCAAGCUGCCGUCAGUGAAGACACAGGAAGUGGAAAUCUGACCCACUGAAUUAAAAGCUGCUGAAAGAUUUAGAUGAUGAAUUAUGAGCAGAAAGAAAAAUAGGGAUUAAAACUGAAAACAGAUAGUAACACAGCUGUGUAGAUUUUAAUUGAAAAUUUAAGUAGUACUAAUCAUAGGAAAUGGAAACACUGCUUGAUGGCAGUACUAUGUGUACUGUAU